Messenger RNA from Amphimedon queenslandica, 6077 nucleotides. RefSeq lists its product as uncharacterized. Lineage: Eukaryota; Metazoa; Porifera; Demospongiae; Haplosclerida; Niphatidae. Gene Ontology annotation, molecular function: serine-type endopeptidase inhibitor activity. The transcript has 18 exons. The coding region runs from base 71 to 5968 and encodes 1965 amino acids. The record is from RefSeq and is a predicted model, not a curated record.
UUCUGAUUGUCUUGAUGUGUCAUUUGAUACAUUGCUGUUUACUGGUCUAGUACACAGACUAUACAUCCCCAUGUCUAAUGAUACAUUGUGUAUUAAGCCAACUGACUUCAGCUCUCUCUUCUCAAUGAUUGACUUUGGCUUAAUUAUUCAUUCUUUUAUGAUAAAUGCAAGUCAUGUGAGCUAUAACAAUUUUAUUCAAUUAUUACCUGGAAAUGAUGUGUACAACACAGCAUUAUCACUGGGCUUCUCUCGACACACUGCUAAUAAAGUAGGCCUUUUGCAUUCAGUGAAAAUGACAAUAUUUGACACAUCCUUUGUGACACAGGCUAUACUGAAUAAUAGUCAACUAAGCUUUAUUGCUACAAUUAAUAUUUCUAACAGUCACUUUUACAUGUCACAUAUACAUGGGCUAGCCAAUAUCAAUAGGCAAUGGAAAAAUCUUAUAGUUAAUGUCACGGGGUUUUUUAUGAAUAAGUCAGGAUUAUUUAUGAAUGAAUUAGAAAGAAGUGUUGUUGAAGAAAUAAGACGGCUAGGUAUAGCAGCUAACGUUAGGAAGACAGAAGCAGAUAAACAAUUAGCUAAUGCUGUUGCUAGACUGGUGGGAGCUAGAAAUCAGUUAAUGUUAGCACGAGAAUCAGUCACUAAUUCAACACUUAAACUCAAUGAAACAAUGGAUUCUCUUCAAAGGGCAAGAAAUCAAUUGAGAGAAGCUGAAAUGAAUGUAACAUCAGCUACAAGCGAAGUGAAAGAAGCAGAAGAAGCAAUUAAUAUUGUUUGUCAGAGAAUCACUUGCCCAUUAGAGUGUAAAAAUGCUUCAAGAAAGCGAACAGUGUAUGAAGAUACAUACUACACUGCUGAAGGUACUUGUGAUUCAGUUUGUAACAGCACUAUCAGAGUAAGAGUUUCUCCAUAUUUUGAACCAUACAUAUCAUGGCAGUACAUUGUUUGCUGUUGGGAUGUUGAGGUUCCAUGUGGGAUUCAGAGUCUUUGUGAAACAAAGGUUUGCUCACCUGUUUGUAAGUUCUUAAAUUCAACUAGGCCUGUUUUCAAUUACAUGCUCCAAGAUAUUCAAAUACCUUGUAAAGUUCCAUGUCCAGUUCGUCAGUACAAUACAACAAUUGAAAGAACCGAGGAAUUUAUUGACCCAUGUGGUAAGCGAGUACCAAAUUUAAAUUGCACCCAAACAAGCAGUGCCUGUGACAGUGAGAGAGAAGCAUCACUUAGAGCUCUUAAUAAGAAGCGAAGGGAUUUGGUGGCACCACUGCAAGAAAGAAACAGAGCAAGAAAUUAUGUUUUAUUGCUUGAAGUAAGAGAAAAUGAAGUUGCAAAUGAGCUUGUAUUAGCACAAGAAUCAUUAAAGUCAGCUGAAACAUUUUACCGUGCCUCAGUUAUUUACAAAAAUGCAGUUGAAGCCAGUUAUAAUACAACAUUGGAGCUGAUAAGGAAUGACCAAAACCUAUAUAACUUAAUCCAAGUGUAUGGUACUAAAGUAUUUAAUAUCACUAAUAUUACGUUCUCGGUUUCUAUAAGUGAAAUUAAUAAUCCUUCUGUCUUCCCUAUUACCAUUGGCUAUAGUAUUCCUGGAGAAAGUGAUCUUCAAUUAAUCUAUGUUUACCAGUUUGGACAAAAUUACUCAUCACAAAAACAAUACAUUGUCAAUGAUAUUAUUGAUAAUAUUUUUAAUUUACCAAGAAGGAGAAGGAGGCAGAUGGAGGGAUUGGGUGAGUCAGGUCGAGAACAGUUUGAAAUUCGCUGCUCUCAACUGAAUAGCAUUGACAAAUUUGUGCAAUAUAUGAUCAACACAUUAGAUGAAGUUGAGUUAAAAGGGAUGACUAUACAAAAGAACUUGCUUGAUGUAAUAGUGUCAAUUAAUAUGACUCUUAAUGCAACAUCAAUUAGUAAUGUAUCGAUUACUGGUAAUUUUACUAGCUUAAAGGUACUGUAUGGUCUAACAGAUGAAGACAUAGAGCAAAGUAGGCAAGAAGUUAGUAAUAUGGAUGAUGAAGUAUUUAAUUCUGUUCAGUCAUCAUAUAAAACUUUACAAAGUGAAGCACUAAUGGUAUUGAACUCACUCAAUGUCACUCUACUAAUGCAAUGGAGAUCUGGUAUUGAGUCAUUACUCCAGGGCAAUGGUACUGUAGCUGGUAAACCUUGUUCAGGACUAGUUGAUUGCAUACUGGUAUCAAAUAGUGCACUGGAUAGCCUGAUUUCCUUUGCCCCAUCCAAUACUUCAUCAGUUUUAUUGCAGCAUUUGCCAUCAGCUUCACAACUCUUUCUGCAACUAGCAACCGAUGAAUUGCUAUCCUUCAGUGAAGUAAGGGACAAGCUUGCUCCUAUGAACUCUAUUAUUCAGGAAAUGAUUAGUAAUGGGUACUGGUGCUCUACCCCGCCUGUCAUAAUUUCUCAUCCAGUAGCUAAAAUCAAUGUACAAAUAGGUACUGAACUUGUACUCAAUUGUGCAGGCAAUUCUAGCUUACCAAUAAUAUAUCAAUGGAAAAAAGAUGGAGUAGCAUUACCAAAUACUAAUAGUCACAAACUAAUGCUUGGCAACAUGCAAGUAUUUGAUGAAGGUAACUACAGUUGUGAAGUAACCAAUAAUGUUGGCUCUUUACAGUCAACGAAUUCUAGCGUACACAUCUUCAUUCUUCCUCAAUUUUUCCAAGUACCAUCAUCAGUCAUUACUUAUUUAGGAGAUGGUAAUGGAGCUUAUUUUACAUGCAACGCUACUUCGAGGCCUGAUCCUGGCUGGAAGUGGUAUCACAGAUCAGCUGUUAAUAGACCUUGGAGAGAGAUAAUAGGAGAAGAGACAAAUGAACUACUGAUAAGAAACCCAUCUUCAUCUGAUAAAGGAGAAUACAGGUGUUUAGCUUAUAAUGAUUUUGGUAAUCUCUCAUCAAAUCCAGUUUCAUUACGUCUCAUAUCAGUGACAGCAAAAGUACUGGCAUAUAACAUAGAUAUAUCAAUGAAGGAGUUAAACAAUACAGAACUAUUAAUGACUAAUAUUAGCGUGGAAGACCAGAUCAGGAGUCAGUUUAAAGAUGCUGUAUUGUUUGGUAAUGUAACACUAUCACAGAUUAGUAUGAGAGAAGUAUUAAUUGAUGAGUUAUUGGUCAGUUUCAAACUGAUUGGUCACAAUGUAACCACUAUCUCUGCAGCUGAUACCACUCCACUUCAAGUUAUUGUUGCUAACCUUGCAACAUCUACACAGGAAUUAGAUAGGGUAAGGGAUGAAUUAAAGACAUACUUAGAAAAAUCUGAAAAUUUUAAACUGGAAUAUAAAGACUCCAAAUACCAGUAUAGUGCUAACUCAUUUGAUCUAGACAUGCCAGAAAUUCAGUGCCCACCUGGCCAGGAGCUUUAUUCUAACAGGUUUUUGUGCUCUGAUUGUCUUGAAGGACAGGAGCAGAUUAUGAAAACCGAGAGUAGAUUCACUAUUGGUAGAGUUAUUACUGAGAGAGUACCACGUUGUUCUCCUUGCCCUCUUAAUACUUAUCAAAAUAUAGGUGGAAGUGGACAAUGUAAACCUUGUCCUAUUAAUCACAUUACAUUUAUUACUGGUGCUGUAUCAGUGGAGCAGUGUAUAGAAUUGUGCUCAGUCAACCAUUAUUCACCUAAUGGAUUAAUGCCUUGCAGGCCAUGUCUCAUAGGCACUUAUCAACCUCAAACUGGUCAAAUUGAGUGUCUUCCUUGUUUCUCAGAAGUUGAUGAUCCACUUUGUUCAAAAAAUCCUUGUGAACAGCCAAUGGUUAUUGGCUCUUGCAGUGAAAAGCAGCUCAAGUUUUAUUAUGACAAAUCAUCGCAACAAUGUCAACCAUUUAUAUACAGUGGCUGUGAUGGUAGUGAGAACAAUUUUAAUUCACUCAAUGAAUGCUCUCAAAAAUGUGGAUGCCCACAGAAUGAAUCUAUCAUAACAGAAUGUGAUGCUGAUCCAUGUCUAUCUAGUAGUUGUUUGUCUGCUCCUACUGCUCAGUGUUUUUCUGAUAAUUGUAGCAAUUGUACCAGUAGAUACUACUACAAUGAUCAAGAAGUCACUGAUACAUGCUCUUGUAAUAAUGGAUUGGUACCUGUUUCAUGUUCAUCACCCUGUCUCCCUACUUGUCAAAUUCCUGAGCCAGUCUGCUCUCCAUCUUUAUCAUGCAUACCUGGCUGUGGCUGUCCUGAUGAUACAGUAUAUGAUCAAACCAAGCAAACAUGCGUUACUCCUCUCUCAUGUGAUACUUGUAGUCUUCCUCCCAAUCCUGGUACAUGUCAUGGUAUAUUUCCUCGCUGGUUUUACAAUGCUUCUUCUGAACGUUGUGAACUAUUCAAUUAUGGUGGAUGUGCUGGUAAUAAUAACAGAUUUACCAGUCUACAGGAGUGCAUACAAUCAUGUGGUUGUGGCUCUAAUGAUGUUUCCGUGACUUGUACUAGUGAUCUUUGUGAAACUAGCUCUUGUGAAGCUCACAGUAAUUCAGUCUGUGAAGUUGAUUCUUGUUCAAACUGUACUGUGAAGCAUUAUGUUGGACUAAAAGAAGUGACUAAUCAAUGUGAUAUUUGUGCACUUCCUCCUGAUUCUGGUAACUGUAAUGGAUCCUUUAACAGAUGGUACUUUAAUAAAGCAUCUGGUCAUUGUGAACUGUUUGCUUAUGGUGGUUGUCAUGGAAAUGGUAACAACUUUAAGUCUUUAAACACUUGUCUGCAAAAAUGUGCCAGUGGUGAUAAGUUAUGUGAUGAAAGUGUGACAAGUGUUGAAUGCUAUUCUGAUCCAUGUGUAACUACUCAUUGUCCUAAUUAUGAUAAUGCCGUUUGUAUACCUAAUCAUUGUGGAGAGUGCUCUGCUCAUUAUUAUAACAGCACAGGACAUGAUAUAACAAUGAUGUGCAGUGAUUGUCCACCAGAACAACCUGCUGCAAAAUGUCUUAUUAAUUUAUGUGAUCAUAAAACAUGUCCCAAUUUACCACCAACUCAGUGUCUACUGGAUGUAUGUGGAGAAUGUAAAGCACGUUAUUUAUGGAAUAAUGUUGAUGUUACUGAAUUUUGCAUGACAUGCCCUGCUCAAGGUCAGAUAUUUAAGGAUUGUGGUGGCUCCUGUGAAAGAACAUGCAGUGACAUAUUAUCACAAAAGCCAUUUGUGUGCAGUAAACAUUAUUGUAUACCAGGUUGUGCUUGCCCUGCAGGACAGGUAUUAGAUGAAGGAAAUAAUAAAUGUGUUUAUCCAGAGCAAUGUCCUUGUCAAAGAUCAUGUGACCCAAUGCCUGAAAAUUGUACUAGAAUCUAUUAUGACAAUUGUAAUUGUCCAUUAUGUAGAGAUUGCCCUAUUACUGGUCAAGAGUAUAAUGAAGUUUCAGCAUACUGUCCAAAGACUUGCUCUAAUCCUCACCUUUUGUGUGCUGGUGAAGGACAGCCUGGCUGCUCCUGCCCAUUGGGUCAAGUGAUUGAUGAAAUGAACAAUCGUUGUGUACAGCUUAAAGACUGCCCUAAACCAGAUCCAUGUACAUUAGCACCAGAAAGAGGUCCCUGUACUGCUAGUAUUACAAGAUACCAUUACAAUGUCACUAGUCAAACUUGUGAGCAGUUUUCAUAUGGCGGUUGCUUCCCUAAUGAAAAUAAUUUUUUUACUAAACAUGACUGUGAAGAGAAAUGCAGUGAUUGUUAUCCAGUAUGUACUCCAGAAUAUUGUGCAAUAAAAAGAGGAGGAACAUGUUCUGUGCCCUCAUCUCCUCCUGGCAGUACUCAAGGGUGUCCUGGAGGAUGUGCUAUAUCUAAUUGUGGUGCUUGUUAUUAUUCAUAUAAUGAUCUACCAUUCCCUCCAUUACCUGGUUCUUGUCCUAGUGUGUGUCCAUUUGUCAAUGGUCAAGUGGAUGAGUCCUGCAUGGCAAGAUGGGGACGCUGUGUGCAGAGAUCAUACUUUAACAUUUAUAAAUCUGUUUCUGAGCGUGAGCAGUUUAAAGAAAAUUUUCGUUGCUGGUCACAUCAAUGUACUAACUAGACUGCUAACAAUUAAUUAAUUUCUUUAAGUUUUUAGUGAAAAUUAGUGGUAGUGGAAAGUUUGCAGUGUAGAUCUUCUUUAAUUUUGUUUGCAAAAUUCAAAAAACUAA